CGAACUGCUUGCACCGCCCAUCUCGUUCUGCCUGCUGACUCGCCUGCCCGCCGGCCCGCCAUGACAAUCUACAACAUAUACAUCUUCGAUCGAAAGUGCGCAUGCAUCUAUUUCUCGUCGUGGAAUGUAGACCCGGGGCUCAAGGGUGACAGCCAAGAGUAUGACGAGAUGCCGCUCAACCCCAGCAAAGCGAGAGGCACCCUCUCAGGCACACAGGAAAUCGCAUGGGACGAAGAGGUCAAGCUGGUGUAUGGCGUUAUCUUUUCGCUCCGGAACUUUGUCAGCAAGCUUAGCACAAAACAGCCCAAGGACUGCUUCACAUCGUACCGAACAAAGACCUACAAACUGCAUUUUUUCGAGGCGCCAAGUGGGCUCAAGAUCGUGAUGAGCACCGAUCCGAACAUGGACACUCAGCGCGAGGCACUGCAGCUGAUCUACUCAAACAUUUACGUGGAGUAUGUGGUCAAGAAUCCUCUGCAGGGACCGGGGCCGAUUCGAAAUGAUCUCUUCAAGCAGAAGCUGCACCAGUUUGUUCGGAGUCUGCCUGGAUUCUGAGAAGGGCGUCUGUUUGCGAAUACACGGCUGGUGCUGCGAUGCCGCCAAAGAGGCUCGCUUUGCGUAAGAAGCAGUCGCCACCAAAAGAGCCCAAGGAGGAUGCGGAAGCGUCGGUGCGCCGUCGAUCUGGCCACGAUGCCACGAUGCCACCAGAGACGGCCAAUCGCGAGAAUACGCUUCGCUGCAUCGCAGGACCAUGGAUGCAUGGGCGAGAUGGCCGAGAUGGCCGAGGAUCGCCAGGACGGGCUGGCGAACACGGCGUGGGCAUCUGGUCCCGGGGCUGCCUGUUUGGGGAUCGGCACAACCACUCCGAGCCGGCUUUGGUGCGCCGGACGGAUGCUGCCGGCGACGAUUCCUGCGCGUUCGGAUGUCGCUGCCGUUGCCACUGCGACCGCCUGUUCCAGCACCGCGGGCGAUGCCAGCCGACUGCUGCUGCUGCUGUUGCUCUGAUGCUGCUGCUGCUGCUGCUGCUGCUGCUGCU
Messenger RNA from Polychytrium aggregatum, 1036 nucleotides. RefSeq names its product Sybindin-like protein. Gene Ontology annotation, biological process: endoplasmic reticulum to Golgi vesicle-mediated transport. Bases 61 to 555 code for a protein of 164 amino acids. The record is from RefSeq and is a predicted model, not a curated record. The transcript is spliced from 2 exons. NCBI's taxonomy places the organism in Eukaryota, Fungi, Chytridiomycota, Chytridiomycetes, Polychytriales. Gene Ontology annotation, cellular component: TRAPP complex.